UUUUUUUUUUUUUUUUUUUUUUUUUUUUAAAAAAAAUAUAUAUAUCUCUCUCUUUUUCUCUCCUGCUUUUUUUUUGUUGUUGUUGCUGUUGUUAUAUGAGUUUAUCUUCCAAGAGGAUACUUGUUUUUUGCACACUGAUUGUGUUUCUAUUCAUCUUUUAUCUAUCGAGUAGUCUUUAUUAUUCAGGAACAACUCAACACAAACGAUGCCUAUUACCUAAAUUUAUCUCGAAUUACAAGAAGAGCGAUCACAAAGUGUUUACGGACUUGAAUCUGAUUACGUCCUCCCCCUAUGGGCGUAAAGAAAAGUUGCUGGUGCUGACACCACUCAAGGACGCCGAACCUUAUCUGGAGCGCUAUUUCGAAUUAUUGGACGGCACAACCUAUCCCAACGAACUCAUCUCUUUAGCUUUUUUAGUAUCAGAUUCAUCCGACAAUACCGUGGCUGCUCUGGAAUCUCACAUUCAUCGUAUCCAAUCUCGUUCAACAUGGUUUGGUAAAUCCCAUUCCUUUGCAUCCGUACGUAUCUUUAAGAAGGAUUUCGAGUUUAAUCUAUCGGGAGAGGAAAGGCACAAGUAUGAAAUGCAACCCUUGCGAAGGAGUAUCAUGGCAAGAUCACGUAAUUGGUUACUGACAGCUGCUCUCACACCCGAUAUCGCUUGGGUCGCUUGGGUCGAUGUCGAUGUCGUCCAUUACCCAGCCACUAUCUUUGGUGACCUGAUGCGUGCCGACGUCGAUGUCGUCGUACCCAACUGUUUGUUAAAGAGAGAAGACAACGAAUUCUGGGCCUAUGAUAAAAAUAAUUGGCAAGAAACCGAUGCCUCUAGAAGAAUACAAGAGGAUUUAAAUGCUGAUUUUGUCUUAUUGGAAGGAUACUAUGAGUUUCCUACUUAUCGCUACCUGAUGGUGGAUAUGCCGACAGAAGUCGGUCUAGAUUACAAAGUGCCUCUGGAUGGUGUAGGAGCCACUUUUACACUAGUGAAAGCUCAUGUGCAUCGUGAAGGUGCCAUGUUUCCUCCAUUUACGUUUCAACAUCAAGUAGAAACAGAAGGGUUUGCAAAAAUUGCCAAGGCAAUGGGAUUUUCUGUCUAUGGUCUCCCUGGUUACCUUAUCUAUCAUGUACAAAACCAUUAAAAUAAAAAUAAAUAUCCCCCCCCCCCUA
Molecule: messenger RNA, 1161 nt
Organism: Mucor mucedo
Lineage: Eukaryota; Fungi; Mucoromycota; Mucoromycetes; Mucorales; Mucoraceae
Product: Anp1-domain-containing protein
Exons: 2
Coding region: 96-1133 (345 amino acids)
Biological process (GO): protein N-linked glycosylation; cell wall mannoprotein biosynthetic process
Cellular component (GO): mannan polymerase complex
Molecular function (GO): alpha-1,6-mannosyltransferase activity
Source: RefSeq, a predicted model, not a curated record